AACGCCGGCAAGACUACAAUUGGCUUCACGAGGCGACUCUCCAAGCGCCACAACAUGAAGAAUCGUCAAACCUGAUGGCUUCAGAUUGAUGCCGUAUUAUCCUCAUACCACCUCUCGAUCUUGGUCUUCCGAUUCCAUUCCAGCUUCCAAUACAUAUCACUAGAAGCUUAAUCAUUCACGAUUACAACUCAUUUCAACGUAAUACUUCAAGCUAGUGCAGCUAUCCAUGCAGCAAAUGCCUGUACCGACCUGCAUUCGCGAAGUGCUCAAUUCGUAUUCACCUCUGUGCUGAUUCUCAGAAUCGUCAACCUUCCGAGGAGUGCACAAAUAUACGCACUCGAAAACCAUCAAGGUGGGAGAUACAUAGGUCUACCCAGACACUAUGCCGCCUCCCAAGUCAUUAGCCGAGCUAUGCCUCGAAGCUUGUCAGAAGCAUAUAAGCCAGCUGACAAGCUUCGGCGAUGGCGACUUUCUGCUACCUCCGCAUUAUGUUCGCGAUUUGCUUUCGAGGAUAUGGGAUCCUGCUCAAUUACGCACGAUCGAGAUCAACUCCCCACAGGUUGCCACUACUGAAGCCUGGCAGCGCCUGAUAGCAAAGGAAUUUCCAGUUGAAAGUCGGGACAAAAAUUACUUCCCCAAAAACCCAACCAAGUGGUACAAAAUUUACGAGAAAUACACGAUGGAACGUCAACUUUCCCGGCAAGAGGCUGAGGAACAAUUGCGCCGCCAAUUCCAGGGUCUCCAAGACAAGAAGGAAUCUCGUGUCAGCAGGCUUGUUGACGACCCAAAAUUUCUGCCGCGACCUCCAAAGACCGGCCGGACCUUUGGGACAAGUGCGCGUCCUGGCGGGAGAGAUGCACCAAGCACCCUCCGUUUUGGCGGUGGUACUCGCACCAAGAUGAACACUGGCGCCGGCGUGCUACGUAAGGCUCGUCGACAGGCUGCAGAACAUCACCUCAAGCUUGGGGGCGUUUUAGCCAGACCAGUGAGCAGGGCUCCGACAGGCACAGUCAUAAGAGCACCUGUCGGGAUGGUCAACGCUCGUCGAAUCGCCGCUCAGCCAGCAUUCAGAGCCCGUUCUUCACUUCAGCAGAACGCGGCCGACAUUCGGGAAUCCAGCAGGCCCAACCCAAAGGCCAAUUUUAUCUCGGACUCAUCAGAUAACGAACUUUGGAGCGAAGACGAACAGGACGACGAACAGCCCCGUCAAGACAAACGAGUGAGACCUGAUGUGGCCGGCCGAAGUUACAAUACUCCACAUAUAACGUCCUCAAGCGCCUCUUCACAACCAGCAAAGCGCCCAGGGCUUCUCUCGAAUGCGCCCAAGUCUAAGGCCAAAACAACAACAUUCGCAGAAGAUCAAUCGAAGUCGGCAUCAUCCCGCAACACGCGCCAUAGUGACUCGACAGGCGCACAGGCGAAGCCGACGCGCCCAGGCCCAGCUCGGAAUACCCCGGCACAGAGCCUAGGCAGAGAUGAUUCUCUGCCGGUGAGUGAGUCUCGGAAAUCACCGCCGCAGUCACGCUCGAAGGCAACGUCUCCGACCCCUAAUAACCAGCAGUAUAUCUCUACAGCAACCAAGAAGCGAAAGGCAGUCGAUAUAUUUAUGCCUAAGAAGCGUCGAUAAUGCGAAUGUGCAUUCCUCAUUGGAUUCUUCAGAUUGGUUACGACAUCCAGGCAGUAUCUGGGCUAAGGUGUCUCUGUAUAGAAUAGGGUUGGGAGCAUGGCGUUAAGAUGGAAGAUACCUGGAUCUAGGGUGGCUAAAUGCGAUUGUUUCUAUUUCUGC
Messenger RNA from Verticillium alfalfae VaMs.102, 1786 nucleotides. RefSeq lists its product as hypothetical. Gene Ontology annotation, cellular component: nucleus; elongin complex. The record is from RefSeq and is a predicted model, not a curated record. The transcript has 2 exons. Bases 383 to 1627 code for a protein of 414 amino acids. Gene Ontology annotation, biological process: transcription elongation by RNA polymerase II. NCBI's taxonomy places the organism in Eukaryota, Fungi, Ascomycota, Sordariomycetes, Glomerellales, Plectosphaerellaceae.